This is a messenger RNA of Orycteropus afer afer, 2337 nucleotides long. The record is from RefSeq and is a predicted model, not a curated record. Lineage: Eukaryota; Metazoa; Chordata; Mammalia; Tubulidentata; Orycteropodidae.
AUGGCUCACAGGCCAAAAAGGACUUUUCGGCAGCGCCGAGCCGAUUCCAGCGACAGUGACAGCGGAAAGGAGUCGUCUGCAAAGCUCGGCUCACCGCGGGAGCCGGCAGCUCCAAGUCCUGAAGAGAAAGAGCUGCCUGGAGAGACAGUGAAAAGGCCGCUUCGGGGCCGCAGAGCUCAGGGCCAGAUUUGGGCGAGUUCCCGGCGGGUCGCGGAAGCGGCCCCCAGAGCGGGCAGUGACACUCCUUACGAAGGCGACACCGGAAGCGAAUCCAGAACAAUUGAACUGUCAGCUGAUGAAGAGGAUGGAAUACGUCACUCCUCUGAAAGUAAGGAUGAGCAGAGUUCAUCUUCCAACAACUGUAGCUCUCCAGAAGAAAAAGAGUUUUCAUCAGUAGUUAGGAUCCCUGAUGCAGCCUUCAUUAAGGCAGCCCGCAGAAAACGUGAACUGGCCAGGGCCCAAGAUGACUACAUUUCUUUGGAUGUAAAACAGACCUCCAACAUCUCUGAUACAAAGAAAAACAGUGAUGAAGAUACUGAGAGUGAGCCUGAUGACCAUGAAGAAAGAAUAUCAUUUACCCCAAAGCCUCAAACACUUCGACAAAGAAUGACUGAAGAAACAACAACCAGAAGUGAAGAAAGUCAAGAUGAUGAAAAUCAAGAUAUUUGGGAACAGCAGCAAAUGAGGAAAGCAGUUAAAAUCAUAGGGGGAAGAGAUACAGACCUUUCUCACAGCAGUGAAUCUCAAAAAGUGAAGAAAUUUGAUACUUCUAUUUCAUUUCCACCAGUAAAUUUAGAAAUUAUAAAGAGGCAGUUAAAUACUAGAUUAAUGUUAUUACAGGACACUCACCGUGCACACCUGAGAGAAUAUGAAAAAUACAUACAAGAUGUCAAGAGCUCAAAGAGUAUGAUCCAGAACCUAGAAAAUUCAUCAAAUCAAGCUCUGAAUUAUAAAUUCUAUAAAAGCAUGAAAAUUUAUGUGGAAAAUUUAAUUGACUGUCUUAAUGAAAAGAUUAUCAGCAUUCAAGAAAUAGAAUCAUCCAUGCAUGCUCUCCUUUUAAAACAAGCCAUGACCCUUAUGAAGCGCAGGCAAGAUGAAUUAAAACAUGAAUCAACAUAUUUACAACAAUUAUCACGCAAGGCUGAGACAUCAACAAAUGGAAGCAUGGCUAUAGAUGAGAAAACACAAUGGAUUUUAGAAGAGAUGGAAUCUCGAAGGGUACAGAGAAGACAAGCAAGGGUGCUUUCUGGGAACUGUAAUCAUGAGGAAGGAAUAUCUAGUGAUGACGAACUACCUGCAGCAGACAUGACUGACUUCCAAAACAGCCAAGGUGACAUUUUACAGGAUCAUAAGAAGAUUUUUGAAGAUGUGCAUGAUGAUUUUUGUAACAUUCAGAAUAUUUUACUGAAAUUUCAGCAAUGGCGAGAAAAGUUUCCUGAAUCCUAUUAUGAAGCUUUCAUUAGUUUUUGCAUACCAAAGCUUUUAAAUCCCCUAAUACGGAUUCAGUUGAUUGAUUGGAAUCCUCUUAAGCUAAAUUCCAUAGGUUUGAAACAGAUGCUGUGGUUCACAUCUAUAGAAGAAUAUGUGAGUAACAGUGUAAAAGAUUCAAGGAAGGAAGAUAGUUCUGAUACAAAAAUCUUGGCUGCUGUUAUCAAUAAAACAAUUAUUCCUCGACUAACAGACUUUGUGGAAUUCAUUUGGGAUCCCUUGUCAACCUCACAGACAACAAGUUUAAUAACACACUGCAGGAUGAUUCUUGAAGAGCAUUCAACUUGUGAAAAUGAAGUAAGUAAAGGCAAGCAGGGCUUACUUAAAUCCAUUGUUUCAAGAAUAAAGAAGGCAAUCGAAGAUGAUGUUUUUAUUCCUCUGUAUCCAAAGAGUGCUGUAGAAAACAAAACAUCACCACAUUCAAAGUUCCAAGAAAGACAAUUCUGGUCAGGUCUGAAGCUCUUCCGCAAUAUUCUUCUUUGGAAUGGACUCCUCCCAGAUGAGGCCUUGCAAGAGCUUGGACUGGGGAAGCUGCUAAAUCGUUACCUUAUUAUUGCUCUUCUUAAUGCUGUGCCUGGGUCAGAUGUUGUUAAAAAGUGCAGUGAGAUAGCAGCAUGUCUCCCAGAGAGAUGGUUUGCAAAUCCUGCCAUGAGGACUUCUAUUCCCCAACUAGCAAACUUCAUCCAGUUUUUAUUGCAGUUGGCACAUAAAUUAUCUAGAAGUGAAUUAAGGGAUGAAAUAAAAGAAAUAAUUCGUAUUCUGAUGAAAAUAAAAGCUUUCAAUCAAGCAGAAUCCUUCAUAGAAGAACACCACCUUGAUGAUCUUAGAUCGCUAAUUGAAAAAGUUUGA